Molecule: messenger RNA, 4211 nt
Organism: Hemicordylus capensis (graceful crag lizard)
Lineage: Eukaryota; Metazoa; Chordata; Lepidosauria; Squamata; Cordylidae
Gene: DHX37
Product: DEAH-box helicase 37
Exons: 27
Coding region: 67-3495 (1142 amino acids)
Biological process (GO): maturation of SSU-rRNA from tricistronic rRNA transcript (SSU-rRNA, 5.8S rRNA, LSU-rRNA)
Cellular component (GO): nucleolus; intracellular anatomical structure
Molecular function (GO): ATP binding; RNA binding; ATP hydrolysis activity
Source: RefSeq, a predicted model, not a curated record
ACCGGAAGCGCUGGGCUUGCUGCGUGUGGGGGCUCCACGUGGGUGGCGUUCUCCUCGAUCUCCCCAAUGGGCAAAGCACGCAAAAGGCACAACUGGAAGGGGCGUCUGUCCGCGGGCUCCGGGCAGCGGGUGGCCCCGCCCCAAGAACCUGUGCAGCUGGAGCUGGGGGAUGAUGCUAUCUUGAAAGGAGUGGAUGAGAGCAAUGCACUGGUCCUUCCAUCGCAGAAAGCUAAGGGUAAAAAAGCCAUUCCCGAAAAAGGCCCCGAGAGGAAGCCCCUGAGCAAGAAGCAGAAGAGGGUUCUGCAGAAGGUCUUGGAGCAGAAAGAAAAGAAAGAAAAGCGAGCUGAAUUGCUAAGAAAGCUGAGUGAAGUCCAGGCUUCUGAAGCUGAAAUGAAACUGUUAUAUACCACUUCCAAGCUAGGGACCGGAAAGCGGAUGUACCUGGUGAAACGGGCAAGCCAAGAAGCAAGCAGCCCCUGUUCGGAAAAAAUUAAGAGUGUCGCUGGUGCAAACCGAAAAAGAUGCAGGCUCGAAUCGGAAACCGAGGCGGCGGCUGAGAGCCCCAGUGAGGAGGAGGAGGAGGAGGAGGAGGAAGAGCCAGAAACACAAGUUGAACAGUUGUCUCCAGAGGUUUCAAGCACGGAUUUACCACUCAAGCAGCCAAUGAGCACUGUUUCAACAUCACCCAGCAUGUUGAAGCUGGAUGAUCCAGCUCCGAAGCCCUCCUCUGAGCCGGCGGUUUUCAUCCCAGUGGACAGAACUCCUGAGAUUCAAGAAGCCCGGCUGAAGCUCCCAAUCCUUGCAGAAGAGCAGGUCAUCAUGGAAGCCAUUAACGAGAACCCUGUGGUUAUCAUAUGCGGAGAAACCGGCAGCGGUAAAACUACACAGGUGCCUCAGUUUCUCUAUGAAGCGGGAUAUGCCAGUUCCGGUGGCAUCAUCGGGAUCACGGAACCCAGACGUGUGGCAGCGGUGUCCAUGUCUCAGCGAGUCGCUAACGAGAUGAACCUGUCACAUCGGGUGAUUUCAUACCAAAUACGUUUCGAAGGGAACGUAACUGAUGACACCAAAAUCAAAUUCAUGACAGACGGUGUAUUGUUGAAAGAAAUCCAGAAGGAUUUCUUGCUGUGGAAGUACCGAGUUGUCAUUCUUGACGAAGCCCAUGAGAGAAGCGUGUACACGGAUAUCCUCAUUGGCCUUUUGUCCCGCAUUGUGCCUCUUCGGGCCAAGAAAGGUCAUCCAUUGAAGCUGAUCAUCAUGUCAGCCACGCUGCGUGUGGAAGAUUUCACCACCAACACGAAACUCUUCUCUCCUCCUCCUCCUGUUAUACAGGUGGAUGCAAGGCAGUUUCCUGUAGCCAUUCAUUUUAACAAGAGAACACCACUGGAUGAUUACAGCGGGGAAUGUUUCCGGAAGGUCUGCAAAAUCCACCGCAUGUUACCCUCCGGGGGCAUUUUGGUAUUCCUCACUGGCCAAGCCGAAGUGCACUCGCUCUGCAGGAGGCUGAGGAAAGCAUUUCCUUUCUGCAGAAAUACUCCUCAAGGUGGUGAAGAGAAGGAGGAUUCUGUGGAAGAAACCAGGAAAUUUAAGAAAUCCAAGAAACAGAAAAAUGCGAUGCUGCCUAAAAUUGAUUUGGAUAACUAUUCUGUCAUGCCAAUUGAUGAAGGAGACGAGGACAGAGAUGCUGGAGCUGGGGAUGAUGAAGAUGCUGGCGUUGCGGACUCUGAUCAUGACCUAGAUUUGGGAGAGGUCGACAUGGAAAAAGAUGAGAAACCCGAUGCCUCUCUCCCGCUCUACGUUCUUCCACUCUUCUCCUUACUGGCUCCUGAAAAACAAGCCAAGGUUUUCCAGCCCCCUCUGCAGGGGACACGGCUGUGUGUGGUGGCCACCAACGUGGCCGAGACAUCUCUGACCAUCCCUGGCAUCAAGUAUGUGGUCGACUGCGGCAAGGUCAAGAAACGGUUCUAUGACAAAGUCACUGGCGUUUCGUCUUUCCGGGUCACUUGGACGUCUCAGGCGUCUGCCAACCAGCGGGCAGGCCGAGCCGGGCGUACCGAACCUGGCCACUGUUACAGACUUUAUUCUUCGUCGGUCUUCAGUGACUUUGAGAAGUUCACUCCUCCUGAAAUUACCAGGCGACCUGUUGAAGAUUUAAUUCUUCAAAUGAAAGCACUGAACAUUGAAAAGGUGAUCAAUUUCCCCUUUCCUACUCCGCCACCCACGGAAGCCCUGGUCGCUGCUGAGGAGCUGCUGAUUGCCCUCGGAGCUUUGCAGGAACCUCCCAAAUCUGGAAGACUAAAAAAAUUGCAGGAAGCAAAGCUGAGCUGUCCUAUCAGCCCCCUAGGGGCUACCAUGGCGUCCUUCCCCGUGGCUCCCCGCUAUGCCAAGAUGCUUGCCUUGGGCAAACAGCACAACUGCCUGCCCUACAUCAUCACCUUGGUGUCUGCCUUGACGGUUCGGGAGAUCUUUGAAGAGUUUGACAGACCUGCCCUUGUUAAAGACGAGCAAGAGAAGCUCAAGGGGAAAAGGGCCCGGGUGGUACAGAUGCAGCGGAUUUGGGCCGGCCAAGGGCCAUGCCAGAAACUGGGAGAUCUCAUGGUGCUGCUAGGAGCCGUAGGUGCAUGUGAAUAUGCCGGGUGCACACCUCAAUUCUGUGAAGCCAACGGCCUCCGCUACAAAGCCAUGGUGGAAAUUCGGCGUUUGCGGGGGCAGCUGACUACAGCAGUGAAUUCAGUAUGUUCCGAUGCUGGCCUAUUUGUUGACCCCGAAAUGAAGCCCCCAACAGAGGCUCAGGUGAUGUACCUGAGGCAGAUCGCCUUGGCUGGACUGGGAGACCACAUUGCCCGAAGAAUCCAAGCUGAGGAACUUCUGGAUGAGAAGUGGAGGAAUGGUUACAAGACCCCACUUCUGGAUGAUCCAGUCUUUAUCCAUCCCAGUUCUGUCCUCUUCAGACAGCUCCCUGAGUUUGUGGUGUAUCAGGAAAUUGUCGAAACCACAAAAAUGUACCUGAAAGUUGUUUCAGUGAUUGAACCAGAAUGGAUCCCGCUUUUGGUGCCUCCCUACUGCCACUUUGAAAAACCGCUGGAAAACCCUCCUCCAUCAUAUUGUCCUGAAACGGGCCAUAUCCGAUGCCACAGGCCGAGCGUCUUCUAUCGUGUUGGCUGGCAGCUUCCUGCUGUGGAAGUAAACUACCCCGAAGGCCUUGAGUGCUACAAAUAUUUUGCCAAGUUCUUACUGGAAGGCAAGGUAAUUAAAAAGUUGGGCGCCUACAGUCGUUGCUUGCUGUCUAGUCCUGUCACCAUGCUGAAAACAUGGUCCAAGCUCCAACCAAGGACUGAAUCCCUUCUGAAGGCCCUCGUCUCUGAAAAUGCUGAUAAUCGGGAUGCUUUGCUAGCUGCCUGGAAGAGGAAUCCCAAAUAUUUGUUGGCAGAAUAUUGCCAGUGGAUCCCAGAAGUUACACAUGGAGAUGUGGCUAAAAACUGGCCACCUAUGAUGUGAAUUCUCAAGCAAGCUGUCCUGGUCCUAUUCUACAUGAAUCUCCCUGGACUUGGUGAUGGCUGAUACAGAAGGAAAUGAAAUAUCAAUUUGUUGAGUGAAAAGGAUUGGUUUAUCCAAAGAGCAGCAGGCAAUAUUCAUUUGCCAUAGAGAAGCACCUCCCAGGUGUUUGGUACAUGCACUUGCAUGAACAAACGGACUGAAAUUCAAUGCAGAGAGCAGAUUCAUGCACACUGAGGAACAUAUAUACAGAUGUUCUCGAUUGGAUUUUGUUUUUCACUUACAGCUUUUAAAAGAUACGUUUGCACUUCAAUGUGAAGUAGUAAAACCGCUACACGAGGCCAUUUUGGACCAGAAGCACAUGCAAAAACACGCACAGGUAUUUCUGAUGCACCUUGUGCAGUUGCCAUGGGAGGAAGGAGAUGCUUCCCUGAACCAUUUCAUGCCGCUCCAGAAUAGCACAAACAUUUGAGUACAGCCCAUAACAGUCCUCUCCCAGCGGGAAGGCAGGAACUGGUGUGUAAAAGGUAAAUAAAUCUCCCUGAGGGAAAAGGCAUGAUGUUUCCUUCUGGGGGACAACUAAGCUAAUGAUGUUUGGAAAUACAGCCAGAGUGGCUGCCUGGAUGUGUACAGAUAUGUUGCAAUAGUCUGUGUUUGUAAACUGUGUUUUUGUAUUCUAAUGAUGCAAAGUACUGAAAUAAAUUAAACAUUUAAUUUUU